Molecule: messenger RNA, 5406 nt
Organism: Eurytemora carolleeae
Lineage: Eukaryota; Metazoa; Arthropoda; Copepoda; Calanoida; Temoridae
Gene: slo
Product: calcium-activated potassium channel slowpoke-like
Exons: 39
Biological process (GO): transmembrane transport; potassium ion transport
Cellular component (GO): postsynaptic membrane
Molecular function (GO): large conductance calcium-activated potassium channel activity
Source: RefSeq, a predicted model, not a curated record
ACUAAAUAAUGAUUUUUUCCUCAGAUUGUAUAAUGGAGACUAAGAUGUAAAUUAAUGAUGUUGGCUCCGUUCCAGAACGGCUAAGACACCUCCGUUCAAGAACGAUUAUUUCUUUGAUUGAGAACCGAAGAAGUAGGAAUUAGAACUAGCUGAAGAACAAUGCUUCCUCAUACAAGAAUGAAGGAGUAAGGAGGAAGGAUGAAGGGAGGGUUGGGACUAGAAACUUCUGCUAUCUCUGGUAUACCAAUAACGCCAGACGAAGAAUGUUUGCGGGAAAGAAAAUGGUGGUGCUUCCUACUAUCAUCAAUAUUUACCUUUCUCAUGGGUAUACUCUCUGUACUGCUGCAGAGGGGGAUUGCACAUUUAUUUUGUAGAAAGUAUUCUGGUUUACAGGUUGAAGAUGAGUAUAGUCAAGCAGAGAUUAGAAGACAGCAGGAAGAGGCGAAGAAAUUACGACUUCAGGGACAGAACCCGGACGGGCAAACUGAUGGAGAUUUUAUGUCUGAAGCUAAGGACUGGGCUGGAGAACUUAUUUCCGGACAAACUGGUACCGGCAGAAUACUGGUUUGUUUGGUUUUCAUUCUCUCCAUUUCUUCUCUAGUGAUCUACUUCAUUGAUGCCUCCAGUGAGGGUGUUGAACAAUGUAUACCUUGGGCUAAGAAUACUACACAGCAAAUAGAUCUAGCCUUUAAUAUAUUCUUCAUGGUCUACUUUUUCAUUAGGUUUAUUGCUGCGUCAGAUAAACUAUGGUUUAUGCUUGAGUUAUACAGUUUUGUUGACUACUUCACCAUCCCACCGUCCUUCGUAUCCAUCUACCUGGACCGUACAUGGAUUGGUCUACGGUUUCUUAGAGCUUUACGACUGAUGACAGUGCCUGAUAUUCUUCAAUAUUUAAAUAUUCUCAAAACUUCAACUUCCAUCAGAUUGGCCCAACUAAUCUCUAUAUUUAUAUCUGUCUGGCUAACUGCAGCAGGCAUAAUACAUCUGUUGGAAAACUCUGGGGACCCUCCAUACUUUGAGAAUGCCCAGAAGCUCUCAUACUGGAACUGUGUAUACUUUCUGAUGGUGACAAUGUCAACCGUUGGAUACGGUGAUAUUGCCUGCCAAACAGCACUGGGGCGGGGCUUUCAAGUCCUCUUCCUUCUUGUUGGAUUGGCUAUGUUUGCCUCCUGUAUACCUGAAAUAAUUGAUUUAAUUGGGACUAGACCAAAGUAUGGUGGCUCUUACAAAAAUGAGCGCGGGAGAAGGCAUAUAGUGGUAUGUGGUCACAUCACAUAUGAGUCAGUUUCUCAUUUUUUGAAAGAUUUUCUUCAUGAAGACAGAGAAGAUGUGGAUGUAGAAGUCGUCUUUCUCCACAGAAAACCUCCAGACCUUGAGCUUGAGGGAUUCUUUAAGAGACAUUUCACAACUGUGAAGUUUUUCCAAGGUUCAAUCAUGAAUCCUAUAGACCUUGGCCGGGUUAAGGUACAUGAAGCAGAUGCUUGCCUUGUACUAGCCAACAAAUAUUGCCAGGAUCCUGAUGCUGAAGAUGCAGCAAAUAUUAUGCGUGUAAUCUCCAUUAAGAACUACAGUGAUGAUAUCAGGGUUAUUAUUCAACUCAUGCAGUAUCAUAACAAGGCAUAUUUGUUAAAUAUACCCUCCUGGGACUGGAAACAAGGAGAUGACGUCAUCUGUCUGGCAGAACUUAAACUUGGCUUCAUUGCACAAUCAUGUCUGGCUCCUGGAUUCUCAACAAUGAUGGCAAACCUGUUUGCCAUGAGAUCGUUUAAGACGAGCCCUGAUAUGGCGGCCUGGCAGAACGAUUAUCUUCAAGGGACUGGGUGUGAGAUGUACACAGAGACCCUUUCUCCAACAUUCACAGGGAUGUCCUUCUCCCAAGCAUCUGAGUUAUGUUUUGUGAAGCUUAAGCUUCUCCUACUAGCUAUAGAAGUUAAACCUGAUGAUGGAGGAGAUUCUAAGAUCUCCAUAAACCCUCGAGGAGCCAAAAUACCAGCAAAUACAGUUGGUUUCUUCAUCGCACAAUCAGCUGAGGAGGUUAAACGAGCCUGGUUCUACUGUAAAGCUUGCCAUGAAGAUGUCAAGGAAGAAAAUCAAAUAAAAAAAUGCAAAUGCAAGAAUUUUGUUGGUGGUUUGAUGAUACAUUCUGUAUUAAAGAGCCAAGAAAUAUCACAUCAUAUUGCUGAGAAAGGGAAAUAUAACGGGGUGGCUACAGCUAAGCCUGGAGCACCUCCGCCACAGUCCGCCCUGGCCAGCACCAACAAACCAGCAAAUGCUUUGAAGAAGAACGUGUCCGUGAAGGAGGACGGAAAAUCAUUAAUGAACGGAAGAUUAGUUGGAGGGGUGUCUGGCCCCCAGGUUCUUGAUGAUACAUCCUACGGGGGCUAUCAUCUCUCCUAUGAAGUGAAAAAACUUAUGCCGACAAAUAAAGCGGCAGUGCAGCAAAACAGUGCUAAAAUGGAAGUCGGGAUAGCAGACGACCAGGCGAAGGAUUUUGAUUUUGAGAAGACAGAGAUGAAGUACGAUAGUACAGGGAUGUUUCAUUGGACCCCUGCAAGGGCUAUAGAGGAUUGUAUACUGGUGAGAUAAUAUUUAUAUAGAGGAUUGUAUACUGGUGAGAUAAUAUUUAUACAGAGGAUUGUAUACUGCACAGGCAACGCCGGGGACUCCAGCUAUAGUAAUAUAUAAUUAUCUUGAUUGAAUUGUAUUUGCAGGGCCUCAAACUUCCAUUACCAUGAGCUGAAGCAUGUUGUGAUAGUUGGUUCUGUUGAUUAUAUCAGGAGGGAGUGGAAAACCCUCCAGAAUCUACCAAAAAUAUCUGUUCUAAAUGGUUCUCCGUUGAGUAGAGCUGACCUGCGCGCUGUGAACGUAAAUCUGUGUGACAUGUGUGUCAUCCUCUCUGCUAAGGUUCCCUCCAAUGAUGAUCCUACCCUAGCAGACAAGGAAGCUAUUCUUGCUUCGCUAAACAUUAAAGCGAUGACGUUUGAUGAUACUAUCGGAGUCCUCAGUCAAAAUUGUGGAGCUGCUGACUCCUUAUCUCCUCUCGGCUCCCCAAUAGUGCUCCAAAGAAAGGGAUCUGUUUAUGGAGCAAAUGUCCCGAUGAUAACUGAACUUGUCAACGAUAGCAAUGUACAAUUUCUUGAUCAGGAUGACGAUGAUGAUCCAGAUACUGAACUGUACCUCACCCAACCUUUUGCCUGCGGUACUGCAUUCGCUGUCAGUGUACUCGACUCUCUCAUGUCAACGACUUACUUUAACCAGAAUGCUCUCACAUUGAUAAGAUCUCUGAUAACUGGAGGAGCAACACCAGAACUAGAACUGAUACUUGCUGAAGGAGCAGGCUUGAGAGGUGGAUAUUCUACGCCAGAAACUCUCUCCAAUAGGGAUAGAUGCAGGGUUGGUCAGAUCUCGUUGUUUGAAGGACCCCUGGCAUCAUUUGGUGAGGGAGGGAAAUAUAUAGAUCUGUUUGUUGCAGCUCUUAGAAACUAUGGAAUGCUUUGCAUCGGACUUUACAGGUUUAGAGACACUGCAAAUGCAUUCGAUGCUUCUUCUAAACGUUACGUGAUCACAAACCCUCCGACAGAUUUUAAUCUACUUCCCUCUGAUCAGGUGUUUGUUUUGAUGCAGUUUGAUCCAGGGAUGGAAUAUAGACCGGACUGGGGGGACGGUAAGAUGGGCGAUAGAAAGGGUCGAGGGUAUCCUGUAGGUGGACCUGGACACCCUGUAGGUGGUCCUGGACAUCCUGUUGGUGGUCCUGGACAUCCUAUUGGUGGUCCUGGACACCCUGUUGGUGGUCCUGGACAUCCUGUGGGUGGAGCCGGACACCCUGCUGGCGGGGCUGGUGUUGGUUCUGUUCAUCCACCUGGGGGAGGGAAAAAAUCCGAUUCAUCCUGACUAUUGCUCUGUAGUGCACUCACAGACGGUCCAUACUCAUAUAUUUAAUCCUUUAUUAGAUAUGCUUAACUGUCAUAGCUGUCUAGAUAUCCAGCUAUCCAGCUAUCUAGCUGUCUAGCUGUCCAUCUGUUAAUUCUUAAACAUUUAAAUCUGUAUACUAGAUGGAUAUGUUAUGCUAGAAUUUCUACUCUAUAACAGCCAGGAAUAUAAUAUUUAAAUUUGAUCCUGGUUUUACAAUUUUUCAUUCCUGCUCUCGGGGUUCAUCGGAGCAGUUUUACAGUUAGCUGGAGAUAUCCAGAUUUCCUGAGUGUGCCUUGUCUUAUCAUGAGUAGAGAAGUUGGGGCCGUCACAUAGUAAUAGUGAGCUGCAUUACUUUUAUGUACACGAUAAACUUUGCGGAUUAUUUUCAUGUAAUUUAUGUACAUUUUACAGAACUCACAGUUCUCUGCAGAUAUUUCGCACAAUUUCAAUUUAGAAUAUGUAAACCGGCCUGUAUACACUGUACAGUUUUCAAGCCCCUCCCCACCUGUACACUGCACAGUAUGUACUCCCACAUAUAGAUGUACACUGUACAUCUCCAACUUUUGCAGUGUACACAGCCCAAAUCUGUACAGUCUGCCAGCUUUCCUCAAAUUGUACAGUGUUUACUCCACCCCUCCUGUACCAACUGUACAGUGUAUAGUGUACACUUUUUCAAUGAUUAUGUAUACCGUACAAGGACCAAAAAAGGUUGCAUAACAUUGUUUUCACAAUUUAUUUUUAAAUUAUCAGUAACGCCUCAAUAUAAAAUUUGCAGUUAAACUUAUUGAAAAUAUUUCAGCUUAUUCAUAGAUAUAAAUAGAUUACUGGCCAGGUUUUCUUCAAAUGCUUUAUUAGAGAUAUCUUGUAAUUUCUCUUUGUUUAUUCUUUUUAUUGUUUUAUUGAGUUUUUUUCUUUCUUGAAUAUGAGACUAUUGUUAUACCUUUAUAAUAAAGGGUUUAGGGGAGUCGAGGGGGGCAAAUUUAAGUCCUUAAACAUAUUUAUACAGUGAGGAACUAAUGUUAGAUGAAAAACAAGGAACUCGGACCAAAUUUCUUUGUUUGAUUCUGCAAAAGUUUUCAUUGAUUUUUUCCUUUUUUUCAAAUUUUCCUUCCUUCUUCCCUUCCCCCCCCCCCUUUGCGCCUUUCUUCCUUCUCAAUCAAUCACAAAUUCUUUCUUGUUCUUACUUCUCCUUCAUUAUAUCUCCUUCCCACUCUUUCCUUCACUUUUUCUCCCUCCUUCAUUUCUCCUUCCUUCAUUUUUCCUUUUCUUUGUUUUCUCCUUCUUUCAUUUUUCCUUUUCUCGUUUUCUCCUGUGUAUGGUAUGAAUGUAUACAAGAUGAUCAUCGUAUAAAUGCACAACAAACUAAUGAAUAAUUAUCAUUUAGAUUUUUAUUCCUUGGCUUGUUUAUCAAAUAUUUGCUUUACCGAACCUGUGACUUUUGCUUUUUUUAUCCGUGUUUUCCAUCAUAAAAAUAUGAAUAUAUAUAUAUUAUAU